This is a messenger RNA of Numida meleagris (helmeted guineafowl), 8397 nucleotides long. RefSeq names its product period circadian clock 3 (gene PER3). The transcript has 17 exons. NCBI's taxonomy places the organism in Eukaryota, Metazoa, Chordata, Aves, Galliformes, Numididae. The coding region runs from base 1899 to 4787 and encodes 962 amino acids. Gene Ontology annotation, biological process: circadian regulation of gene expression; negative regulation of transcription by RNA polymerase II; entrainment of circadian clock by photoperiod. Gene Ontology annotation, cellular component: nucleus; cytoplasm. Gene Ontology annotation, molecular function: transcription cis-regulatory region binding; transcription corepressor binding. The record is from RefSeq and is a predicted model, not a curated record.
GGAUUGGAGCCAGUCUCACAAAGAUCUGAUGGUGAUGAUCCAAGAAAUCAAAAAGUGUUUGCCUGAAGAGAAAAGGAGUUCCAGCAAGCCUAGUACCAUCAGUGCUCUCAAUUAUGCUUUACGGUGUGUACAACAGGUCCAAGGUAAGCAUGGAAAACAUCUGGAAGCAGAGAAGCUAGGCAGCAGCUUGGUUUGAAUGGAUGUGUCUCACAACAGAUAGCAAUAAAACAAAUGAAAGCAUUUCAUUUAUCCUGUGAACAAUUAACUUUUUGAACCGCUGUGGUUUUUUUAGCUUCAAAGUUGAAAUGUCCACUUACUACUUCUCUCUCAUUCAGCGUCCAGUCAUAGAUAGGUGCCUGCUAAUAACUUGUCGUGUAUGUUGAAAAAACAGCAUUCCUGUCGCUUGGAAAAUGCAUUGGAUAGUUUGCAUUUUCCAGCAGAACUAAGUUGCUAGUCACUCUUUUGCUGUCAUUUGCUGUCCUGCCUAUUUCCUUGUGCUUCUCUUCUGCGACAUAAGUCUCUCCAGUAGUAUAAUCAAUGCUCUUUUUUCCUUUGUCACUCCACAGACGUUCCUCAUCUCACCUUGGGCUUCACCUAAACGAUGACAAAAUUAGGAGGGCAGUAAGAAUUACUUUUAAAAUUGUCAUCUUACUGACUUCCUUGUGUUUGUUUUGCAUUUCCUGUUUCUUCGAUUAGCAAACAAUGAGUUUUUCCAGGCUCUGAGUGACCGAAGAAUGUUCCAGACAGAUGCGAUGACAUACAGCAUAGAAGAGUUGGUGGCAGUUGCGUCAGAACACACUCCAAAAAACAGUGUAAGGAAUUCAGAUGCACUCAAAGGAGUUCAUCACUUUCUGUUUCUUUCUCUAUUUUAUCACCUUAGUGUCUUUUUAGGGAAACAGAAUUUGUAAAAUCAAAAAGCCUUUAAAAGCCAAACAGAUUUUUGUUAGUAAUGGUAGAUCAGUGUUGCUGGUUAUCUGUGCUGACUUGGCAUACCUAACAGCUGUGAGUGAAGAAAUACUUCUAUUUUCUGUUUUCAUUUUUUUUCCGAGAAGCAACCACGAUCUGUUAGAAUUUUGGAAUUCAUUUGCACCAUAAUAAUCCCCUCAGAUGGUAUAUCAGAAUGUUUUCAUAGCUGAUCAAAUCCAUAGUUGUGAAGGUCUCUGAUUUCUGUUUGUGUUCUUGGAUUAUUUAUUGACUGAUUGAUUUUUCAGCAUGUGUUGUGGUUUCUGUCUCUAUUUCAAAUAAAAGAGUGUUGAGUUUCAGCACUAUUACGUGCUCUAUCAAAAAGUUCUCUGAUUUUUGUAUGUGGAUCUGUGGUGAAUACUGUGAAAUCUGGGGAGAAGUCUGUGGCCAGAUAACCAGUCAUUCUGGAAAAUGUCAAGUGUCUGUGGAAUCUGUUUCAGUUUUGAUAUUGCAGUCUUAUUAGCACAUGUAAGUAAUGAGUAAGCUAUGACAGUAUGGGGGACUGCAGUAGCUCACGUGCGACUUUGUUUGGAUGCUAGCUUUAGAACACGCUUCUGUACCUCUGUCUUUAUGGUGUGUGGUAGUUUGUGUGUCCCAUGGUUGUUCUAGUGGGAGGGGGGUGGGGGAAGUUUGCCUUUCUUUUUUUAUCCUUUUGAUAUUGCUACCUUAUGUUGGGGAGGGUUGCUUUUGAUAAGGUUUGUUUUCUAGGACACCUUUGUGGCUGUGUUUUCCCUGGUUUCUGGGCGCAUAGUGCAUAUUUCUGAGCAGGCAGCAUCCAUUCUAAGCUGUAAGAAGAAAGUCUUGGAAUCCUCCCGGUUUGUAGAGCUGCUUGCCCCUCAGGAUGUGAGUGUGUUCUAUGCACACACUGAUCGGUCUCACCUGCCGCUGUGGAACACAGAAAGUCAAACAGAGGUGGUAAAGAUCAAGAGCAAGAAAUGCACUGGUACCCGUUCCGAAUCACCCCAUACUUGGUCCACGUGUGCACCUCUGUCCAUGUGGAUGCAGAGUCCUGCUGCUUAGCUUUGGCUGAGAAAAUUCACUCUGGAUAUGAAGCUCCUCGAAUUCCUACGGAUAAAAGAAUCUUCACCACCACUCACACUCCAGGAUGUGUUUUUCUUGAGGUAGAUGACAGAGCAGUGCCUUUGUUGGGUUACUUACCUCAGGAUUUGAUUGGAACAUCCGUACUGAUGUAUUUGCACCCAGAAGAUCGUCCUUUGAUGAUCGCUAUUCACCGUAAAAUACUGAAGUUUGCUGGCCAGCCUCCUUUUGAGUAUUUACCCAUUAGAUUUUGCACUCAAAAUGGGGAUUAUAUCAUCCUGGAUACCAGCUGGUCCAGUUUUGUGAAUCCAUGGAGCAGGAAGGUGGUGUUCAUCAUUGGCCGACACAAAGUCCGAACAAGCCCUCUGAAUGAAGAUGUCUUUGCUCCAAGAAGUCAAGAAACUAGCAGUGUUGAGAAAGAGAUAAAAGAAUUGCAAGGACAAAUCUACAAGCUGCUUCUGCAGCCAGUUCAUAGCAAUGUUUCCAGUGGUUAUGGUAGCCUUGGUAGCAGUGGUUCUUAUGAGCACUAUAUCAGCAUAGCAUCUUCAAGUGACUCCAAUGGGAAUUGUGCAGAGGAAACACAAGAACCAAUGACUUUACAACAAGUCUGUGCAGAUGUCAACAGAAUAAAGAAUCUGGGACAGCAGCUGUAUAUUGCAUCAAGGAGCAAGCCACAGAAUGGAAAUGAACAGCCUAUGAGUUCAGAAGUGCUAGAAGGGAAGAUGUACAAUGCUUCCUGUUUUAUCCAGACCUCGAGAAGCGAUAGCACAGAAGAACCAGGCAAUGCACUUUAUGAUGAUUCAAAGAUGACUCCACAUGUUCCUUCCUAUCAGCAGAUCAAUUGUGUUGAUAGUAUCAUCAGAUAUCUAGAGAGCUGCAGUAUUCCACUAUUGAAAAGGAAAUGUAAAUCUUCUACAAAUACGUCAUCGUCUUCAGAUGGCGACAAAAAUCAGCAAAGGCUGCAGGAAACCAAGGCAUUGGAAGAUACUGCUGUUCUUUCAUCAGUUAAUUCCCAAACUCCUGUAUUUGCUGAUCAAGAAGAGAUGCUGAAAAAGCAGACAAAUGAAGGCAUCGUGGGAGCUCCUCUGCCAGACCUGACCCUGUCCAACAAGUCUCCGAGUGUGGUAUCUGCCACCAGCCAGUGCAGUUACAGCAGCACUAUUGUGCACGUCCCGCACCCUGAAUCAGAAGUGACUACAGUGGAGAAUACUCCUGUUGGAAAUGAACGCAUUGAGCUGCCUCCUGUGAAUGCUCGGAAUCCUAGUACCGCGGCUGAGGAGUUAAAGCCAGUUGGGUUAACGAAAGAGACUUUGUCAGCCCACACUCAAAAGGAAGAGCAAAACUACGUUGACAAGUUCCAUCGGAGGAUCUUGCUCUCUCCAUUUAGGACUUACCUUCAGCGGGAUAGCAGAAGUAACAAUGGACAUUCCUGUGGCCAAGGAAAUUAUCCUUCAAAGGAGAUGACUCCAGCCAGCUGUAAAAAUGGCAAAAAUGGAAAACUCAAGCGCCAGAAACCUCAGAGACGGUCUUCAGAUAGACGAUCUUCUAGUAAGAAUAGAAAUAGCCUUCAAUGUGAGAAGAGAACAGUUCAGAAGCAGUCACUUUCUCCCUCGGAAGUAUCCCGUUUAAGCUCCUCCCGUACAACUUUCUUUUCUCCUGUGGGAUUUCCUGUCUAUUCAGAUGCACCGUCUAGUUUUCCAGCCUCUUCUGUAGGAGAGGAACUUGCCCUUUACUCAUCAAAACCUGAGCCCACGUUACCGUCACAACUAUGCUGUGAAGCACCAUCAUUCCCAGCUCUUUAUCCCCCAAACAUAGGGAUGUUUAUGGCUGUAUUUUUUCACGGUUUCCCCAUGUAUGCUCAGAUGCCUCAGUAUGCCUUUCUUCCUAGCGCUCAGAACGUUUAUCUCCCUUCUUCAUAUCCGUGCACUGUUCUACCACCUGCCCCUCCUUUAGCUCCAUCACCAGUAGCCCCAGACUCUGUGGAUCAGUCCUGUCCAGCUUCUUCUGCCACAUCCACUGAGGAGCAGCCAGAGGGCCAGCAUGGCCAGGCCCUGCAGCUGAGUAGCUCACGGAGCAGCUCCCCACUUCAGCUGAAUUUGCUUCAAGAAGAGCUGCCAGAAUCUCUUGGGCCUUCAGUUAGCACUGAUGUUAAAGCAUGUGCAGAAACUAAAUGUGACAAUAGUCCGGAAGAUAGCGGUAACAGUGCUAGUAGCCAUUGUGCUUCUAGUGAAUUUACUGACCACUUGCUACAUGAGGACUCCCAGUCAGGCGCAGGUUCAGCAGCAUCAGGCAGUGGAUUGGCUUUAUCUAGUUCUUUAGGCUCUCAGUCUUAUGAAGCUUCUGGUGGUGGCACAGGUAGUGGGAAAAGCAGCAAGUAUUUUGCCAGUAAUGAUUCUUCUGAAACUUCCAAAGAAGAGACAAAUCAAGAAGCAAAAGAAAAAGAGACAUCUCAUAAAUCUAAACAUGAGUCAGCCUGGGUGACGAUGGAUCACUCACCUGAGCAAGUUCUAAUGACGUACCAAAUGCCUAACAGAAUUAAAGAGGAAGUUCUAAAAGAGGAUAUGGAGAAGCUGAUAGUCAUGCGAAAGCAGCAGCCUUGGUUUUCAGAUAGGCAAAAGAGGGAGCUUGCAGAAGUGCAUACGUGGAUCCGGACGCAGACAGUUCCUCUACAAAUCAGCGCUCAAGGAUGUGUUACAUGUGACAUCAGGGAAGCAACUUGUGAGGCUGCAGUGGCUGAUGACAGUAUGGAAAACAAGGGAAAAACGCUUCCGGUCUUGGAACACUGAAGACAUCAGUGCCUAUGUCAGUGAAACUGGUUGGAAUAAUUCUUAUUCCCUUUUCCUUUGGCUUUGCUAGAUGCUAGCAGCAAAUCUCUCCAGCUGUCUUCUCCCACCAUGAACAAUCAUACAUGAAACUAAACCUUUCUCCAAUACUCCCUUCGCUCCUGGCGGGAUUUUGAAGACAAUCUUUCACUGGGAGGUGGUUUCCCUUCCUGACAUCACAAACUUGACAAGAAUGAAUGAUUAUGAAUGGAUUAUGUUUCUAACUUCUGAUUGCUCAGUAACGAGCAAAUUAUAAAAAUGGCUUUUUGUUUUCUGGUGGUGUUGUAUUGUUUUUUUUGUCGUUGGUUAUUUUUUUUAACUGGACAGGUAAGAGAUGGAAAAGAUGCGGUGGUUAAAAGCUUACAUUGGUCUAGCCUUGUUUGCUCUCCAUUGAGGUAGGUGUAUUAGUACCAGUGAAUCCGAGCUACAGCAGAAUGUUCUUCAAUUUUGUUUAUUCAAUUUGCAAAGAUCUGAAGUCGAGAUUCUAAAGAUACUUUGAAGAUCUAAAUUCUACAGAACGCUGUGGGCUUUUUAAUGAACGACUAAAAUCUGGUAAGUAACUGGGCAUCAAAAUGCCGUUCUCCAGCUUGUGUCCAUCAAAGAAGUCUAGAAAACUGAAGUGAAAAGAAGCAAAGCUAUUCCUUAUGUUUUUCACAAGUAUUUUUUCAAUGUAAUUACUUCAUAGUUUGUUUUUAAAGCUGUGUCUCUUAAGGUGGUUUCUAAAAUUAUCUGGUUUGCGAAUCCAUUGUUAAUCAAAAACUGAAAUAUACAAUUCAGGUAUUAUUAUAUAGGAUCUGUUUUUUUAAUGAAAGUCAUAUGAAACAAUCUUCUUUAUCAAGGCUCUAUAGCCUUGUUAUCAGUACAGAUAGUUGGGUAUAGACUUUGAUGGUUGCUAUUGCUCUGGAAAGUGAAAUUGGGUCUAAACCGUUGUUGUUGUUGUUGUGUUAGAGUAGUUAGAUAAAUUCAAUCCAGAUACAGCUGAAAGGGAAAAUUUGAGCCAUUUCUGUAUUUUGUUUUUCUUGUGGCAAAGCUUAAUUUCUCAUUGUAUAAGGAGUCAACAUGUGGAAACAAAUUUGAACACCAAACCACAUAUUUGUUGUUUCUAAUCCCUGUUGGCUUCCCGGACAAAGUUUAACCUAUUGAUAAUGGCAUUACCAGCUGUUGAAAUGCAUGGAGGAAAAAUGGGUUUUUGCAUAGUGUAUGCUUGUUCUUCAGAAGGUGGUAACCCCUUUUUUCUUCAGAAUGCAGAAGGACUUGUUCUCGUGUUAAUACUUGUAGCUUCAAGCUUGAUGUUUCAAGCUGCUCUUCAGACAGGACAACCUUUGCUUAAAACCUAGCAAAUCUUGUCUGAUUCCACUUUGUUUACCAACAACUGGAUGUAAUAAUGCAGGUUUUCAUUUUGGUAAUCAUCUGAGCCUUCUCAACAGGGUUUUAGCAGGUAAUUCAUUGUUCACCUUUUUGUAUAGUGUAACUCAUCUGUUAUGUGAAGGAUUUUCAGGUUUUCGGUUUCAUUUACUAAUGAGCUAGUUGUCGAUUAAGUUAUAUAACACUAUGAUUUCAGAUAACUGAAAUAAAAUUAUAUUUAUAGGCUUUUCCUAUUUUUCUAAUUAAUUCAGUAGCGAUCUUUGUCACUAAAGCCUAUUUCAGGGAAUGUUAUUUGUAUUUUAAGUGUUCAAGGCUAUUUUGACUCAGGCAGUGUUCUCUUGAUAUUUUUUACAGGAUUUCUGCCAAUUUUGUUUAUACAUACUGCUUUCUGUUUAUUCUUGAGGUGUACUUUUUUUAUUUGUCUUGAGCUUUUUCCUUAACUGUUGCAAAUCAGCAAAGAUUCACAUAUUCUAAGUAUCUCAAGUGCUUGAAGUUAAGAUGUUUUUUUUAAAAUGAGUCCUAAAUAGAUGAAAUUUAAAUUGAUUCCUCAAUAGAUGGUUGCAUAUAGAAAGCUGUACACUCAAGUAGAAAAGCCUGUAACUUACACAGUAAGUGUAAUACCUUACUCAAGUUUUUACUUUCAGCACUUUCCGAAUAUGGAGUGCAGCUUUAUAACUACACUGCCGGAAACAUUUGCUCUAAAACAUGUAAUAAGACACUUUUUCUAUAGGUUCUUUCCUUAGUAGGGAAGGUUCUUAACUAACUUAUUCAUGUAAUUGAAUAAAUUCUAGUUAGCUGUGCUUAAAUUCAGUGCUUUAAUGUAGUUUGAGGCUUAGUGAAAUAAUCUGUUUCACUGAGUGAAGUGAAUAUUCCAAGUAAGGGCAUUUAUGUCCUUCAAAAGAGUUUAAAUGUGUAAGCCAGAAGGAAAGUGAAAUGUCUUAGCCGGCAUUAAGUCAUCUAUUUUAUAAAAGGUGGAGAAUUCGUUUAGGAUAAUGAUAAUUUAAACCUAAUAACUUGAAUAAUCCUUUUAAUUCAUAGGUCUGGAGACUUGCACAGAUGCACACCCCCAGUUCAUACCAAAUCCAGGAGUAUAAUCUGGGCAUCUUCAUUCACUCUAUAGCAAAGACAGCACAGGAUACAUAGUCAAGAUUCUCACCUGUACAUAUAAGCUUGACCAUAUUAAACUGUUUCUUACUGGAGCAUGUUAACUCUUCCCGUACUAACUACUGCAUGAACCUGUGCUCAGUAGAAUCACAUAGGAGCAGAAACGCUGGACAGUUUUUACAGUGGUGUGACUGCUGCACCCUGUGAUCACAUGUAGUGCAGGAGCAUGCGCCUCGGAGUUUAAACUCAAAGUUCAUAAUCCUGGCUCAAUCUUAGGUGCAAGAUUCUAUAGGAGAAACAAAGUGGUGAAUCAGUACCCUGUGUGAUAAUGACACUAAAUUGUUUGCCCAAGAACACUAACAGUCUUACUUGCGAAACUGGAUUUAGGACAAAAAAAUAGUUUUCUAAGCUAUUCUUUACCCCACUGGCACAACAACAUCUAGCAACCAAAUGCCUUAUCAGGCCUUUUGGGAAGGACCUUAUUUCUGUAAGCUUUUAGGAACUGGUCGUUUGUACUUUAGCUUGUGUCAGCUUUUCAGUUUUCACAGCUUGCUGAAGUAGUCACGAUGAAACCCAGUCUUGAUCUGAAAGAGCAUUUGAGUAAAUAUUGCAGCCCGACGUGCACACAGUGCUUUAUGUGACCUUAUUUUGAUACAGUUAAAAUGUUGGAGACAGUUUACAUCUUCUCAGAAAGUCGUCUUUUUUUAUCAUCAAAUGAAAAUAUUCAAGUGCGGCAAUGACUCAGUUCUUCUGCCCCCUGUGGGGGUUUCAGCAGCUUGGUGGACUGAGCAGACUUUUUUUCCUGUUCAAAAGUACAGUUUUAUGUUUAAAAUAGUAUCUGCACGUUGGUUCACCUGUCACAGCAUUGGUAUAAACAGGAAGGGGACCCUAGUGUAUUUUUGCAGUGUGCGAUGAAUGUACUGGUGAGUUUAUUCUCCACAUGAAUCAAGUUUUAAAUCACAGUUGAAUGAAUAUUUGCAGUAGUUGAUAGGAGUAUUUUAUGGAAGUAAUAUUCGGCUGUGGUUUAACUUACAGUUGUGAUUUUAACUGUACAACCUAAAGGAGCAUCUGUUUUUAUAAAUAAAACAAAAAACCAUCCUGCCAA